Knipowitschia caucasica is the source of this 1257-nucleotide messenger RNA. NCBI's taxonomy places the organism in Eukaryota, Metazoa, Chordata, Actinopteri, Gobiiformes, Gobiidae. The record is from the annotation of a GenBank genome assembly.
AUGAAAGAUCAUAAUUUCCAUGUGGCCACAAGUAUCGCAAAGGGUCUUGAAGAACGGUUUCAUGUGGCAUUUCAUGAACCCUAUAUCAAACCUUUACUUGAAAAUGAAUGGGAAACAUAUUUGUGGGAAAGAAAAAUGGAGCUCAGAGGUGAAGUGUGGCAGUUCUCAAGCAAUGUGAUGUGUUUUCUAAAUGAAAAACUUCUGGGGACUGAAACAGAUUUCUCCAGUUGGGCAAAGGAGAAGUGGGAUUUCACAGUAGUUCAACCAUCAACUUUUUAUAUGGAUCUCGCUGAAGACUACUACUGUAAAUACCUGCAAAAUACAGGGCAUCAGUUUGUGUUCAUGGAUAUGGAAAUAGCAGGAGAAAAGGUUGGCAGGCUGUUGUUUCAGCUGUUCACAGAUGUGUGCCCAAAGACAACAAAGAACUUUGAAGCUCUGUGCACAGGAGAGCAGGGUUUGACCGCGAGCGGACUACCACUAUGCUACAAGGGUACUGUGUUCCAUCGGGUGGUGCCAAACGGCUGGGUUCAAGGUGGAGAUAUAUCUCCAAAACAUAGAGGCGAUGGAGGCGAGUCAAUCUAUGGACCAACAUUUGAGGAUGAGAGUUUUGACGUCCCUCACUCUAAACGGGGCAUUUUAGGAAUGGCCAAUAAAGGUCCACACAGUAAUGGAUCUCAGUUCUAUAUUACUCUGCAGCCAACGCCUUGGAUGGAUAAAACAUAUGUAGCAUUUGGUCAAUUGGUUGAAGUUUUGCUGUUGUUUGGCGCAUCUAUCGCGGCAGAAUCAGAUGAAUGUCCUCCUAUCAAAGAUUGUGAGAGAUGUGAAGCCAAUAGUCUGUGUCAAUGGGCUAAUUGUUCUUUAGUAAUUGGCUGCGUCAACAGGACUGAGGCUGAAGAUAAUUGUUUGAAUGCUACCUGCUCAGGUCCCGCCUUGACUACCCCCAAGGUUUUCCCUUUUCCCACGACUGCCCCAGUCUCUACCACUCAUGUCACCACUACUAACACAACAGAUAACUCCACUGUUCCGACCAUGACUCCAACUAAUAGCACCACCACAACCCCGGCUGCUCCCUCCACAUCUACAACCGCUCCCAUAAAUGGAACGACAAGCCUCAUCCCGACCGCGGAGCCCCAUCAUAACACUUUCGACGCAGCAAGCUUCAUCGGAGGGAUAGUCCUGGUCCUCGGUCUUCAAGCUGUCAUUUUCUUCCUGUACAAAUUCUGCAAAUCAAAGGAGCGCAACUACCACACCCUUUGA